AUGGAGCAGCAGAAGGAAGAGACGGGCCCGGACGGGAACAACCUGCCGCCGCCCGGGCCUGGGCCCUGGCCCCCCAUGCUCUUCCCAGGCCUGGGCACCCCAGACCCGGCACACCUGGGGCUGCCCGAGAGCCUGGCCUCCAUCACCGUGCCCAUCCGCCUGGACGCCCUGUCCUACCUCCUGCACAGUGCCUUGUUGGGGGCCCGCAACCUCCAGCAGUCCCUGCCCUCCUGCACCUGCCACCCCCAGGCUCCCGACCCCCGGCCCCAGGCUGAAGCCAGGAGGCCGUUCAGGGGGGGUGGGGACUGGGACGUCCCUCCCAGGCCAGGCUGGGGCAGGGGCCGGGGCCGGGACCCGGGGAGGAGGGGAAGGGGCCUUGGGAGGUCUGAGCAGCCCAAGCCCGUCUGGGCAGGGGACUCCAAGGCUGGCCCCAGGACCCCUCCCAUGAUGCCGUCAUCACCCCCAGCACUGCCUGCCCAGGAGGGAAAGAAGGAAGCGGGGCAUCUGGAGCCACCCCUGGCCACGCCACCUGCCGCCGAGGACUGGGACAUUGAGUACUAG
This is a messenger RNA of Pipistrellus nathusii (Nathusius's pipistrelle), 561 nucleotides long. NCBI's taxonomy places the organism in Eukaryota, Metazoa, Chordata, Mammalia, Chiroptera, Vespertilionidae. The record is from the annotation of a GenBank genome assembly.